AACAAGGGGAUGGCAGCUCACAUAAGCCAGAACCGACUCAAGGCCAAGGGCAUGGGCCAGCACCACAACGCCCAGAACUACAACAACCAGAGCUUUGAGGAGCUGCGAGCACUCUGCCUACGGAAGGGGCAGCUGUUCAAGGACCCCUUUUUCCCCGCUGAACCCAGCUCAUUGGGCUUCAAGGAACUGGGCCCCAACUCCAAAAACGUGCAGAACAUCAGCUGGCAGCGGCCCCGACAAAUCACAAGCAAUCCUCAAUUCAUUGUGAAUGGGGUCAGCCCGACCGACAUCUGCCAGGGGGUACUCGGGGACUGCUGGCUGCUGGCUGCCAUCGGCUCCCUUACAGUGUACCCCAAACUGCUGUACCGCGUGGUGCCCAGGGGGCAGAGCUUCAAGAAAAACUAUGCUGGCAUCUUCCAUUUUCAGAUUUGGCAAUUUGGGCAGUGGGUGGACGUGGUGGUGGAUGACCGGCUGCCCACAAAGAAUGGCAAGCUGGUGUUCGUGCAUUCAGCCGAGCGCACCGAGUUCUGGAGUGCCCUACUGGAGAAGGCGUACGCCAAGCUGAACGGAUCCUAUGAAGCCCUGUCUGGGGGCAACACGGUGGAGGGCUUUGAGGACUUCACGGGGGGCGUGACCCAGAGCCUCCAACUCCAGAAGCCCCCUCCGAACCUGCUGAGGAUGCUUAGAAAGGCCAUAGAGCGAUCCUCCCUCAUGGGGUGCUCCAUCGAAAUCAACAGCCAAAGUGACUUGGAGUCAUUGACGGAAAGGAUGCUGGUGAAAGGACAUGCUUACUCAGUGACCGGCCUUCAGGAUGUCCUGUACCGCGGCAGGAUGGAAACACUGAUUCGGGUCCGGAAUCCCUGGGGCCGGAUUGAGUGGAAUGGAGCCUGGAGUGACAAUGCCAAGGAGUGGGAAGAGGUGGCCCCAGACGUCCAGAGGCAGCUGCUGCACAGGAAGGAGGACGGAGAGUUCUGGAUGUCCUACCGAGAUUUCCUGGACAGCUUCACCCUCCUGGAAAUCUGCAACCUGAUACCCGACACGCUUUGUGGGGACUACAAGAGGUGUUGGCACACCACCUUCUACGAGGGCAGCUGGAGGAGGGGCAGCACUGCAGGGGGCUGCCGGAGCUACAUUGACACAUUCUGGACCAACCCACAGUUUAAGAUCUCUCUCCCCGAGGAGGAUGAUGCCCCAGAGGACGACGAAGCCGUCUGCACCUGCCUGGUGGCCCUGAUGCAGAAGAACUGGAGGCGGGCACGGCCCCAGGGAGCCCAGCUGCAGACCAUCGGCUUUGUCAUCUACUCCGUCCCAAAGGAGUUUCAGAACCUCCAGGACGUCCACUUGAAAAAGGACUUCUUCUUGAAGUAUCUGGACCUGGGCUUCUCAGAGAUCUUCACCAACUCGCGGGAGGUGAGCAGCCACCUCCGGCUGCCCCCGGGGGAAUACAUCAUCAUUCCCUCCACCUUUGAGCCACACAAGGAUGCUGACUUCCUGCUCCGGGUCUUCACCGAGAAGCACAGCGAGUCCUGGGAACUGGAUGAAGCCAACGUCGCUGAGCUUCUCCAAGAGGAGAACAUCUCUGAGAAUGACAUAGACCAGGACUUCACACGUUUGUUUCACAUAGUGGCUGGUGGAGAGGACAAGGAGGUGGGCAUGUAUGAGCUACAGAAACUGCUCAACAAGGUGGUCUCCAAAGUCAAAAACCUCAAAACCAAGGGUUUCAGCCUGGACGUGUGCCGCUGUAUGGUCAACCUCUUGGAUAAAGAUGGCUCUGGCAAACUGGGGCUUCAGGAGUUCCAGAUCCUGUGGAGAAAAAUCAAGAAAUGGACGGACAUCUUCCGAGAGUGUGACCAGGACCACUCAGGCACCUUGAACUCCUAUGAGAUGCGCUUGGCAAUUGAGAAAGCAGGCAUCAAACUGAAUAACAAGGUGACACAGGUGUUGGUGGCCAGGUAUGCAAAUGACGAAAUGAUCAUGGAUUUUGACAGCUUCAUCAGCUGUUUCCUGAGGCUGAAGGCCAUGUUCACGUACUUUCUAACCAUGGACCCUAACAAUACUGGCCAGAUUUGCUUGAACCUGAACCAGUGGCUGCAGAUAACCAUGUGGGGUUAG
Molecule: messenger RNA, 2112 nt
Organism: Lipotes vexillifer (Yangtze River dolphin)
Lineage: Eukaryota; Metazoa; Chordata; Mammalia; Artiodactyla; Lipotidae
Gene: CAPN11
Product: calpain 11
Exons: 21
Coding region: 10-2112 (700 amino acids)
Biological process (GO): proteolysis
Cellular component (GO): cytoplasm
Molecular function (GO): calcium ion binding; calcium-dependent cysteine-type endopeptidase activity
Source: RefSeq, a predicted model, not a curated record